AUGAAUCAUUUUGAUAUUCAAUUAAAAAAAAGAGAAAUAUAUGAAUAUAAAAUUCUUAAAUUGCUUAGAGCAAAUAAUGAUGGUGGAAUAGAUUUAACUAGAAAUUAUAACGAAGUAUUUUUUGCUAUUCAAGCAAAGUAUAGAAAGGAUCAUCAUAAUGAACAAGCUGAAAAUAUUGAGAAAUUUGAUAAAGCUCUUGAAUCAUAA
Scutellospora calospora is the source of this 207-nucleotide messenger RNA. NCBI's taxonomy places the organism in Eukaryota, Fungi, Glomeromycota, Glomeromycetes, Diversisporales, Gigasporaceae. The record is from the annotation of a GenBank genome assembly.